This is a messenger RNA of Adelges cooleyi (spruce gall adelgid), 12918 nucleotides long. RefSeq names its product dynein axonemal heavy chain 2 (gene kl-2). The transcript is spliced from 66 exons. The record is from RefSeq and is a predicted model, not a curated record. NCBI's taxonomy places the organism in Eukaryota, Metazoa, Arthropoda, Insecta, Hemiptera, Adelgidae. Gene Ontology annotation, cellular component: dynein complex. Gene Ontology annotation, biological process: microtubule-based movement. Gene Ontology annotation, molecular function: dynein light intermediate chain binding; minus-end-directed microtubule motor activity; ATP binding. Bases 1 to 12918 code for a protein of 4305 amino acids.
AUGGAUAUCAAGUUGAAAAAACAAUUAGCUAAACGUAUUACAUCGCGCACAAAAAUACCAGAUUUGAAAAAAACUGACUGGAACGAGGACGUUCUAAAAGAAGUUAAUAGGUUCGUUUCCACUGAUCAGACCGUCCUGUUUUUGUACUACGACGGCAGUGUACUUAAGGGCGAUUCUCGAAUUCCCAAUGCGCGUUCCGGCUGGCUGGCGUGGUUCUAUAAGUCGGCUGUGGACGAAGAUGGAAAUAAACUGUGGUUGGACGAAAACAACUUCGACGGAGUCGUCAGAUAUUUGAAAUACUUGCCUAGUGAAUUUGUUGCCGAAACAUCGCCCAUGAGUGAAACUACCAUCAACGUCGUUGAAAAUGUUUUAAAAGAAUUAUACUCGGAAAUACUGAACCGUUUAAGCGAUACCCACCGAAACGCUACGAAGUUAACCGAUUUUAGAUAUACAGUAGUCGUGUUGGAGUAUAAAAGUAUUUACGAAUUGUUAACUAUAUUGGAUAAAAAUAGACCAGUCUCUUCGACAGCAUUUAAGAGAAUGAUGGAAAAACUCACGACGGGCUUGAUCGAAGCCGAGUCAAAUUUGAACUACCUGCAAGUGUUAAUGAAAUCCUGCACAGAACUGUAUGCAAUUAUUUCACCAGAUGAAAUUUUAUACAUGUUGCCGGAAACAUUCACUAAAAUCAUUUACAUAUUCGAGGAAUCGCCGUACUACAACCGACCAUCCGACAUGAACCGUCUUUGUGACUACCUUGGGAAUCAGAUUAUUUUCAUAUGUCGCAGAACAAUUGAUAUAAAAAUACUAUUUGAAGGCAACGUAGAAGCGACACUUGAGUCUGUGCACAAAUGUAUUAACUGCUGUAAUCAUUUUAUCGAAAUGUUCAAAGAGGCGGUCAGUGUACACCAAUUCAAGUAUAAAGGAAAAGUAUGGAUAAAAGCCAAAGCCGUGUAUGCAUUUUUGGAACGACUAAAAGAUAUUGAAUACAUAUGCAAGGCAAUGAUGGUGUUCCAAAGAAUGAACAUACAACAGCUUUACGUACCGAAACCAAAAUUCUCAUUUGUAAAAGGGUUUUAUUUUGAAAAAAUCGUGGAAUCUAUUGAAUUGCGCUUCAACGAUAUUGUCAAAACUAUUGAGAAUGUCGUCAACACGAUUUUUAAUUUAAAAACGAGCGAUUGGUUUCAUCAUAUACAAAUAUUUCGAGAUGAUGUCCGUGAUCUGUGUUCAGAAGUAGAACAUUUAUUAAGCGACGCGUUAAAUGCUUCAUGUAAUAUAGAAGAUGCACUGUACGUUUUACAAACCUUACACUACUUCUCUAAUUGGCCGCAGCUCCAAUUGUGCAUCCAACAGAAGACCAACGACAUCUACAAAAUGUUAACUGAUAAUAUCACCACAGCGAUGAUGCUGAUACCGAGUAACAUUCAUCACAUUCCAUCAUUUUUGACAAAAUAUCCGGGAAUAUGCUGCAUGAGUAUAAUUGAUUUCAAAAUGAUUACAAAUUUUAAGAAUAUGUUGGUCGAUCGACCAUGGCUUGUGACGUGUCCGAGCGCAAAAAUAUUUCACAAAAACUACAUAAAAUACGUCGAGGUUUUUCACAACAUGAUGGAAACUAUUUUUAAAAUGUGGACUGAUCAAUUUUAUGAAACCGACUUCGAAAAAAGACUGGACAAGCGACUGCUAUCGGGAAGUAGAAAAUCAAAAUACCACUGGAGCUUCCAAAUUAACUUGGACGAAGAUAUGCGAGUGUUAAUGAACGAAAUCGAGUCCUGGUUAUUGAUAGAAUUUCGAAUGCCUUAUAUAGUCAACUAUCUUGCGGAUAUGACACCAAAAAUUAAAAACGUGUACAGGAACAUCACGAUGGCUAUUAAAAGCUACGACUAUUUUGUUGCCGGUUUGUCUGAACAUGAAUUGCCACUAUUUGGUGAAAAGAUUCAAAGUUGUAACAAGAUAUUAUCGCCGUUGGUGAUACAAAAUUCGAUAAUGAUACAAAUCGUAGAUAGCUACAACGAAAUCGUCAGAUACGGAUCAAUCGUAUAUGAAGGAUUUGAAGACCAUAUUACUGAUGUCGUCGUUCACUGGGAAGAAUUCGUCGGUCAUAUUGAUAUUUUAGUACGGGAAUCAUUAAUAUUAAACUCUAGGUGGUCAAUGGAAAAUAUGUUAGAGCUGAGAAUUGGCUAUGGAUUCGGACCUGUACCUAUUUUUCAGAUUCACGUCAGCAUAGAAGGCCGUCGGAUUAAAUACGUCUCGGACUUAAUGACAUUAGCUAUGUGUUCAAUAAAAUCAUUGCCUAGUUUGGUUAUUGCAUUCAAAUCUAUACCGAGAUUAAGUCAAACGUUUAAGACAACAAAUGUGUUAUCGCUACCGUACGGUUACGAAAUAGCGGAAGACAAGAUUUGCAACGAUAUACAACAUAAAAUAGAAAUGUCUACACAACAUGGCUUAAGAGAAAUCAGGCAGUAUAUGUCCAGAUUACUAUCGUACAGCGAUAUUUGGAUUGUAGACAAACCCACAUUUUUCGAAAAUUUUAGAAACAGCAAGCCUUCUGCAGAAAACUUUGACAUAGAAAUCACGCAAUACUUGAAUUACAUACAGGAUAUUAAAAAACUGCACACGGUAUCUUCAGUUUCGUACUUUGUGAUCCGUACAAGCCUUAUGAUCAAACAAAUAAUUUCGCAUUGUCAACUUUGGAUACAUAGUUUUUCACAACUACUGUUGGAAAUAACUGCAAAACUCAUCGAAGGAAUUUAUGAAUAUACAAACGUCAACAGCAUACGCGUAAUGACACCACCAAAAACUAUUUUUGAAAUGGUCAGUUUUACUGAAUAUCGAAAUAAAUUAGUGUUGGAGUGCGCGAUUAAAGAAAACGAUUUUUGGAUUAUUGGGGAUAAUAUAACCAUUUUAGAAAAACAUAGUGUUGAUAUACCGGAUAUAAUGAGAAUAAGAUACAAUAAUAUGAUGACAAAUUGGAAUGACUACAAAGCUGUGCUAGAAUCAGCGGAAGCUAUGUUAGAAGGAAAACGCGAUGAGUUUUUAAACGUGCUUUUAAAUAAACAAGAGGUUAUAAAGCAGCAGUCGGACGAUUUGUUACAACAUUAUUACGAAACGAUGCCUACUACUUCAGACUGGAAGUCAGCUGACGCGCUGGAUUAUAUUGAUGAUUUGAAAAAAAAAUUGGCAUUAUUGGAAGCAGCGGAAGAGCAAUUAAAAGCAGAUCUUGCUCUAUUUGGUGUAAAAUACGUACCAUCAUAUGCAUUACAAAAACUCAAAGAAGAAUUAGCUACUUUAGAACUAGUAUGGUCUACAAUAAACGAAUGGGACGUAGCUUGGGAAAGAUAUAAAUAUGGAAAAUUUUGGGAGAUUAAAGUGUCCGAAAUGGAAAUUACAGCACAAUCAUUAUUUAAAAAGUUAAAUCAAUUGGUAAAGGAACUGAGAGAAAGAAAAUGGGAAGUCUUAGAAACUACGAGAAACGCUGUGGACGCGUUUAGAAGAGUUUUGCCUUUAAUAACUGAUUUGAAAAACCCAUCGAUGAGAGCUAGACACUGGGACGAAGUGCGAAGAGUAAUACAAUCAGAAUUUGACGAGACCGACGAAACGUUUACAUUAGAAAUGGUAAUAGGAAUGGGAAUGCAAAACUUUGAAGAUGAAAUAAGUGAAAUUUCAACCAGAGCGUCAAUGGAAGCUAAUAUUGAGAAUGCUUUACGGAUAAUAAGAGAAACUUGGGAUAAUAUGAAGUUAAGUAUAGAGCCAUAUAAGAAUCAGAUUUAUCGUCUAAAAGCAGCUGAUGACAUAACGCAAGCUUUGGAGGAUCAAUUGGUACAGAUAUCUUCCAUGAAAGGAUCGAAAUACAUAUCUAUAUUUCUGGAAGAAGCCGACUAUUGGGAAAAAGGGCUUGGUACAGUUAUGGAAGUAUUGGAAAUGACACUCAACGUACAGAGGCUGUACAUUUAUUUAGAAAACAUAUUUGUGGGUGAUGACAUUCGGGAAAAAAUGCCAAAUGAAACACGGGAAUACGGUAUUUUGACGUCAGAAUGGAAAAAAAUAACGUCGAAAAUGUAUCACGUCAAAAACGUUUUUAAAGCUUGUAAUUCAAAAUCGUUGCUCAAACAUUUGAAUACAAUGAACGAUCGUCUACAAUCGAUUCAAAGAGCUCUGGAAGUGUACAUGGAAACCAAGCGUCAUGUGUUUCCAAGGUUUUAUUUUAUAUCCAAUGACGAUCUAUUGGAGAUUUUGGGAAAUUCAAAGAAUCCAGAAAUGAUACAGCCUCAUUUGAAAAAAUGUUUUGAUAACAUUACUAGAGUUAAAAUGAAUUCAGGCAGAGAUCAAUAUUUCGAAGCUAUCGGAAUGUAUUCUGACGAUGGAGAGUAUGUGCCUUGGGUCAAAUCGGUUAUGUGUGAAGGGCCCGUUGAAUUUUGGCUAGUUGCAAUAGAAAGUGCUAUGCGAGCUUCAUUGAAAAGCAUGUUCAAAGAAGUUAAAUUAUCAUUAUUGAAAAACUUGAAAAAUCGUGACGUUUGGAUAUUAAAUUGGCCGGGCCAGCUGUGUAUCACUGCGUCUCAAAUACAAUGGACGACCGACUGUACGCGGGCGUUGAUAAUGUGUAAACAGAUUGAGAACAAGUUACCGUUAAAAAAAAUCCGUAAAAAACAGAAAAAAGUGCUGUCAAAGUUUUCCGACGCAAUCAGAGGCAACCUACCGAAAACCGCAAGGUUAAAGGUGGUGGCUUUGGUCACUAUAGAAAUUCACGCUAGAGACGUGAUCGAAAAAAUGUAUAAGAACAACUGUAUGGAUGUGACGGCGUUUGAAUGGAUGUCUCAGUUGAGAUUUUAUUGGGACAAGAAAAUCAGUGACAUAGUCAUUCGGCAAACCAACACGAGACAAUUGUAUGGAUACGAAUACCUGGGAAACUCAGGUAGGUUGGUGAUCACGCCGCUAACCGACAGGUGUUACAUCACGUUGACCACGGCCCUGCACUUGUUCCGAGGAGGCAGUCCUAAAGGACCUGCGGGUACGGGCAAAACUGAAACGGUCAAAGAUUUGGGAAAAAACCUUGCCUACUAUGUCAUUGUCAUCAAUUGUUCCGAAGGACACGACUACAUGAGCAUGGGUCGUAACUUCUCCGGUCUCGCUCAACAGGGCGCGUGGGGAUGCUUCGACGAGUUCAACCGUAUCAACAUUGAAGUGUUGUCCGUAGUCGCACAACAAAUAUUAUCCAUUUUCUCAGCGCUCGCCGCCAACAAGACGUCUUUUGUGUUCGAAAGAAAUGAAAUUAGAUUGAUAUCCACUUGCGGUAUAUUCAUCACGAUGAAUCCCGGAUAUGCUGGACGAACGGAGCUGCCCGACAAUCUCAAGUCAAUGUUUCGCGCUAUUUCUAUGAUGGUGCCGGACAGUAAACUUAUCGCCGAGAUUAUGUUGUUCGGCGAAGGUUUUAAGGACACCCGAAAUCUAGCCAACAAGGUGUUUGUUUUGUUUUCUCUGUGCAAACAGCAGCUCAGUAAACAAGACCAUUAUGAGUUUGGGCUCCGGGGCAUGGUUGCUUUGUUACGGUACUCGGGUCAAUGCAGACGCCUCUAUUCUCAUUUGCCGAACGAAGAAGUACUACUAUUGGCAAUGCAAAAUAUGAAUCUUGCAAAGCUUACCCAGGAAGACUUGCCGCUCUUCAUGGGUAUAACCAACGACUUGUUUAUCAAUAUUAUUUUGCCGCCAGUAAAAAACGACAUAUUGAUUGACGCCAUAACUACAUGCAUGGUUAAACGUAAUCUUCAGCCGUCGAAAGCUGCGAUUGCGAAAAUCGUUCAGCUCUAUGAAACACAAAAUUCAAGACACUCGGUUAUGGUCUUAGGACAAACGGGGGCAGCCAAAAGCACUACUUGGAAAAUAUUAAGAGAUGCCUCGGCUCUUUUAAAGAAGAAUGAUGUUAGCGGAUUUGAAGUGGUUAUUGAAUAUCCUAUGAAUCCGAAAGCGCUUUCUUUGGGAGAGUUAUAUGGUGAGAAUAAUUUAGCCACUCAAGAAUGGAUGGAUGGCGUAUUAUCGUCAAUUAUGCGUAAAGUCUGCUCAGAUAGUUCAAUUGAAAAAAAAUGGAUACUUUUUGAUGGACCUGUCGACGCCGUAUGGAUCGAGAACAUGAAUUCUGUAAUGGACGAUAAUAAGGUGCUGACACUCAUCAACAGUGAACGUAUUACAAUGCCGCAACAGGUUUCACUUUUGUUCGAAGUUGAAGAUCUGGCGGUAGCAUCACCAGCGACCGUUUCCAGAUGCGGUAUUGUGUUUAAUGAUUAUAACGAUUUUGGCUGGAAGCUAUAUGUAGAUUCGUGGUUAAGCCUUUGUAAUUUCGAACCAUAUAGAAUGGCGAUGAAAAUUCAUUUCGAUAACUACAUAGACAAUAUUUUGGUGUUUAAAAAAAUGCACUGUACAGAAACAGUGACGAUACCCGAAUUGAGUUUGGUUAUGUCUUGUUGUAAACUUUUGGAAUGUUUCACUUUUGAGGAUGUGGCCGUUAGAAUUCCAAAAGACUACGACGAGGAUAAAUACAUGUUCCUCACGAAAAUAUGGUUUCUAUUUUGCAUGCUGUGGUCAGUAUGCGCUGGAGUGAAUGAAAAUGGACGCAAAAAAAUCGACAUCUACAUCAGAGAGUUGGAAAGAGUAUUUCCAGUAAGAGAUACAGUUUACCAUUAUUAUGUGGAUACCAAUUUCAGCAGGUUAAAUCAUUGGGAAGACAGAUUACCUUCUCAUUGGACAUACGACUCAGACGCUCCGUUUUUUAAGAUAAUCGUACCUACAGUUGACACCGUCCGGUAUAACUACUUGACUGAAGCCUAUUUAAGCAAAAAACAACCUGUCCUCUUAGUAGGUCCUGUGGGAACCGGAAAAACGUCGACUGCUCAAAAAGCUUUGGAGUCGUUGAAUAAAAAUACAUUUUCGUUUUUAACGAUUAACAUGUCUGCUCAGACUACGUCUAACAAUGUGCAAGAGGCCAUUGAAGGACGGUUGGAAAAAAGGACUAAGGAGCUAUACGCGCCUAUGGCUGGUAAAACCAUGAUAACGUUUUUGGAUGACAUGAAUAUGCCCGCUAAAGAAGUUUAUGGAGCUCAACCACCUCUGGAAUUGAUCAGGCAAUGGAUCGAUUACGAGUUCUGGUACGACCGACAGAAACAAACGAUUAAAUACGUUAAAAAAAUGUUAUUGAUCGGCGCUAUGGGACCUCCGGGUGGCGGCAGAAAUACUAUUAGUAAUCGUUUGAUGAGUAGUUUCAGCAUCAUCAACUUAACGUUCCCAGAAGAAUCUCAAAUAUUUCGAAUUUAUGGUCUUAUGUUACAACAACACUUAAAGGAUUUCAAUGAGGACGUAUUUGACUCGAGAGAAGGAUUGACUACAAUGACGGUCGACUUGUACAGUAACGUUGUUUCAAGUAUGUUACCUACGCCAGCAAAAAUGCAUUAUCUCUUCAACUUGCGAGAUAUAUCUAAGGUGUUUCAAGGUUUACUGCGAAGCAGCACUGAUUUCCAAAACGCUAAGGCUUCUAUUUUACGACUAUGGUGUCACGAAGUAUUUCGGGUCUUCAGCGACCGCUUGGUUGACAUUAAUGACCGAGAAUGGUUUUCAGACCAAGUCAACAAUCAGCUUGGCAAAAAUUUUGACUUGACUUACCGUAGCCUGUGCAGUUCUGAUAAUAAUCCGAUAUUCUGUGACUUUCUGAACAAGUAUGUACUUUACGAAGAAGUGCUUGACGAGAAGGUACUGCACAGUUACAUAUACAGCAGACUGGAUGAAUACAACGCCAGUUUUGGGGUAAUACCGAUGAACCUCGUAUUGUUCAGAGACGCCAUCGAUCACGUCUGCCGUAUAGCCAGAGUUAUUUCGCAGCCUAGAGGCUAUAUGCUCAUCGUUGGCAUUGGUGGUUCAGGAAGAUCGUCACUCGCGAGACUAGCCACUUGGCUGUGCAAUUACAACAUGUUUACUAUUGAGUUGACUAAAUCGUACGGCACUAUGGAAUUCAAGGAAGACCUAAAAGCCCUCUAUGCACUUACUGGGGUUAAAGAUCAGCCGACUACAUUUUUAUUUAACGAUACUCAAAUAGCUAACGAAUCGUUUUUGGAGAUAAUCAAUAACAUAUUAAGUACAGGAGAAGUAUCGAAACUGUACAAAGGAGACGAAUUCGAAGAAAUUAAAUCCUCUCUGACAGAUAUUGCAAAAAGAUCUGGAGUACUUGAAACCGCUGAAGCAAUUUAUUCUUUUUUUAUAGAAAGAGUUAGAAAUAACUUGCACAUUGUUCUUUGCUUAAGUCCAAUAGGAAACGAAUUCCGAGUGCGAUUACGGCAAUACCCGUCGCUGAUCAAUUGUACAACCAUCGAUUGGUUUUUGGAUUGGCCAAAAGAAGCUUUACUUGAGGUGGCAGCCAAUUCGUUAAUCACAUUAGAUAUUUUAAAAACAAUCACAGGAGAACCAAGGGUCUACGACAUAGAAAAUGUUACUUUAACGCAGGAGGAGUUGAGAGUCUGUAUUGCAGAUAUUUUUGCCACGAUUCAUCAAUCUGUGGUUGAUUGUUCUACUCGAAUGAUACUUGAAAUGAAACGCUACAACUAUGUAACUCCUACAAAUUUUUUGGAAUUAGUGUCCGGAUAUAAAGAGACUUUAGAUUCUAAACGUAUCGAAAUAGCAAGUUCAGCAAAUAAAUUAAGAAAUGGUUUGUAUAAAAUCGAUGAUACUAGCAACAAAGUUGCUGGUAUGACAGAAGAAUUAGGAAAAGCCACCAAACUAGUUAAUCAGUACGCUAAAGAGUGUGAUAAGUUUCUUGUUAUAAUUUACAACCAAACGUUAGAGGCUGAUAAGCAAAAAGCGGAAGUGGCGGAACAGAGUAUUAAAAUCAAAGAAGAUGAAAUUAUUUGUCAAGGUUUAUAUGAUCAGGCUCUAGCUGAUUUAAAAUUAGCAAUGCCGGCUUUAGAAGAAGCGAUGGAUGCUUUAAAUUCACUCAACAAAAAAGAUCUUUCUGAAGUUAAAUCUUUUUCGAGACCUCCAGAAAGAGUAAAAUUAGUAUUAGAGGCUGUUAUGACAUUAAAGCAGUCGGAACCUAGUUGGGCUGAAGCAAAGAGGCAACUAGGAGAUCCGAAUUUUUUAAAUCAACUGAAAGAUUUCGAUAAAGACCAUAUACCUGAAAAGGUCCUUAAAAAAAUAGCGGUAUUUACAAGAAAUCCUGAGUUUGAUCCUAUUAAAGUAGGCGCUCAGUCUUUAGCUGCAAAAUCUUUAGCUAUGUGGGUCAUUGCUAUUGAAAAAUAUGCAAAAAUUUACAAAAUUGUUGCGCCGAAAAAAGAACUAGCAGACAACGCUAUGGCAUCUCUUAAAGAAAAACAAUUAGCUCUUUAUACGGCAGAGCAGAAACUUUUGCAACUGAAAAUUCUUCUAGACAAACUUCAAGCGGAUUACGCCGAAAAAAUGAUAGAAAAAGAAGAACUCGUCAAAAAAGCCGAGGAAUUAAGGCGGAAUCUCGAGAGAGCUGCUACGCUUAUUGACAGAUUAUCUGACGAAAGAGAACGAUGGACUAGAACCGUAAAACAACUCGACAUAGACUUUGACUAUUUGCCAGGAGACUGUCUGAUAAGCACGGCAUUUGUUUCUUACAUGGGACCCUUCGUGUCCAAAUAUAGAGAGUCCCUCAUGGAAUUAUGGGUCACAUCGGUCAGGGAAAUGACUAUACCGUGUGAUCCGGAAUACCAAGUCAUUGAGUUUUUGUCCGAUCCAGCAAUUAUUAGGACAUGGAACAUAAAUGGGUUGCCAAAUGAUGCAUUCAGUACAGAAAACGGUAUUAUUAUCAGUAGGGGUUCCCGUUGGCCGUUGGUCAUAGACCCACAGUGUCAAGCACUAAAAUGGAUUAAAAACAUGGAAGCUGAGAACGAAUUGAAGGUCAUUGAUUUCGGUGUACCAAACUAUAUUCACAUACUAGAAGACGCGUUGCAGAACGGAUUUCCCGCGUUGUUGCAAAUUGCCUCGGAAACUGUUGACCCUGCGGUAAUGCCAGUUUUGGCCAAAGCACUGGUAAAAGAAAACGACAAGAUCUUUAUAAAAAUGGGCGAUAAACUUUUAAUGUACAAUGAACGGUUUAGAUUUUUCAUCACGACCAAAAUGAGAAAUCCUCAUUAUCCACCUGAAAUUUCUACACUAGCGACUGUUGUCAACUUUGCUAUAAAAGAGGAAGGUCUCGAAGACCAGCUACUCGGGAACGUCGUCAGAAUAGAAAAACCAGCGUUAGAAAAACUUAAAGAUAGUUUAAUUAUAAAUAUCGACACUGGAAAAAGAACAUUGGUCGAACUGGAGGACGAAUUGUUGAGAUUGUUAAACGAGAGUGAAGGUUCGCUGUUAGAAAACGAAGAAUUAUUCGAAACUUUAGAAUCCUCAAAAAAAACCUCAGCCGCAGUUGGUAAACAACUACAGAGUGCAUUAGUGACACAGGCCGAUAUUGACAUUGCUCGCGAGGGUUACAGACCUUGUGCCAAUCGAGCUUCUACGUUGUUUUUCAUUCUUAAUGACCUGAGUCAGAUUGACCCAAUGUAUCAAUUUUCACUGGAUUCGUAUGUGACAUUGUUUGAAAACUCAAUAAGGAAAAGCGAGAAAUGUGAUUUUUUCAAUCUCAGAAUAAAUUACUUAAAUGUCUAUCACACGUAUGCAGUAUACAGAAACACGUGUCGUGGACUAUUUGAACAUCACAAGCUGUUGUUUUCUUUUCAAAUAUGCGUUAAAAUAUUAUUGGGCAAAGGCCAGUUAUCUAGAACAGAAUUUGACUUUCUUCUAAAGGGUGGUAUAGUGUUGAACAGAGAGGAACAGGCAGAAAAUCCAUCUUGGCUACCACUACCAAGCUGGGACAAUAUUACUGAGUUGGAUAAAUUGCCUGGUUUCCACGGUAUUGGAAAAUCAUUUGAACAGUUUUCUCGCGAAUGGAAAGAAUGGUAUAUGUCCCCUGAACCAGAAAACAUGAAUCUCGUAGGUCAAUGGAAAGAUAUAUGUACUCCAUUUCAACAAAUGUUGUUAGUGAGAAGCUUAAGGCUGGAUAGAUUAUCGUUCUCGAUUUCGAAAUUUAUCGUAGAAAACCUUGGUCCCAAAUUUGUAGAACCUCCAGUGUUAGACAUUAAAAGCGUUCUAGAAGACUCAAGUAACAAAACUCCAUUAAUAUUUGUUUUGUCUCCUGGUGUCGAUCCAACAAACAUGUUGAUCGGCCUUGCUGCAAGUUAUAAUAUGAAAGAAAAGUUUCAAACACUCUCAUUGGGUCAAGGCCAAGCACCAAUUGCUACAGCUUUAAUCGACAUUGGACAACGAGAAGGACAUUGGGUAUUCCUUGCUAAUUGUCAUCUAUCACUUUCGUGGAUGCCACAUUUAGAUAAAAUAGUUGACGUAAUGCAAGAUGGAAAGAGCCACACAAAUUUCAGAUUAUGGUUAAGCUCAAGUCCACAUCCAGAUUUUCCUAUAGCCAUAUUACAGAGUGCUAUUAAGAUGACAACUGAACCGCCUAAGGGAUUAAAAGCAAACAUGACACGCUUGUAUCAAAAUAUUAGCGAAUCCGACUUUACUCGAUGUCAUUCUCAAGAAAAAUAUAAAAAAUUAUUAUUUGCACUUUGCUUUUUCCAUUCAGUGCUCGUUGAAAGAAAAAAAUUUAAAAAUCUCGGAUGGAACGUUGUGUAUAGUUUUAACGACUCUGAUUUCGAGGUGUCAGAAAAUUUGCUUUCGAUUUAUUUGGACGAAUACGAAGACACCCCGUGGGAUGCAUUAAAAUACCUCAUCGCAGGGAUUUGUUAUGGCGGACACGUGACCGAUGAUUGGGACAGAAGAUUAUUAGACACUUAUAUCAAUCAGUAUUUUAACGAGGAAUCUAUCAACACUCCAUUUUACAGAUUGUCUUCGCUGGUAAUGUAUUAUAUUCCACGAGAUGGAGAUGUCCAGUCAUACAGAGAUUAUAUAUCAACCUUGCCGGUCGUGGAUAGCCCGCAAGCGUUUGGACAGCAUCCGAAUUCUGAUAUGGCAUCCUUGAUGGGAGAAAACCGUAUAUUCUGCGAAACUCUUAUGGCCCUGCAAGGGCCAUCUUCAGGUGGAGGCGAAGAGUAUAAAGAAGAAAAAGUAUUAAAUCUACUAUCUAAAAUUUUGCAUAAGAUACCAGAAAUUAUUGACUAUGACACGACAGUCAAGAACAUAGGGACCAAAAGGAAUCCACUGGAUGUUGUGCUUUUGCAGGAGAUAUUACGCUACAAUAUUUUGUUGAACAACAUUAAGUCAUCCUUAGUAAAUUUAAGAAAAGGUAUCAAAGGUCUCGUAGUUAUAUCGCCAGAUCUCGAAGAAGUGUUUCAGUGCAUAGACGAGGGCAGAGUUCCUAGCCAAUGGCUCAAAGCGUAUCCAUCGUUAAUGAAUUUGGGUGCUUGGACGCAAGAUUUAAUUGAGAGGGUUAGUUACUUUACAAUUUGGGCGAACACUGUUCGUCCGCCGGUUCUAUUUUGGCUCGGAGCUUACACUUUUCCCACCGGAUUUCUGACUGCCGUAUUACAAAUUGAAUCGCGAAGUACGUCCGUUCCAAUAGAUUUACUCGUUUGGGAUUUUACACCAAUCCCUAUACCUCCAAAAGACAUAGUUAUGCCGCCGAACGAGGGCGUAUACGUGCGCAGUCUUUACUUGGAAGGUGCUAACUGGGAUCAUAAAGCAUCCUGCUUGUGUGAACCUAAUCCGUUACAGUUGAUCGCUAAAUUACCAGUCAUACAGUUCAGACCUGUUAAAAGCGUCAGAAGAAAAGCAAGAAGUUUUUAUUUAUGCCCGGUGUAUUACUACCCCCAAAGAUGUGGAGUACAAGGAAGAGAUGCUUUCGUAGUCGGUUUGUAUUUGAAAAGUGGAGAAGAACCACCAGACCAUUGGAUAAAACGAGCGACAGCAGUUUUACUUAAUCUAUCAAAUUAA